UUCCCAUUAAGUCAUCACCUCUCUAAACCACUUCUCUUCCUCUUCUUUCUGACUCUUCCAAAGAGUCUUGCAGAUUUAUGAUCUAUAGCCACAUUUGAGGAACUGGUGGUGCAACUUAAUUUCCUCCUAGCAAUGAGGCUUCCCGGUGGCGGCCCCGGCCGGGGUCGUCAUAUGCCACAAAUAUUAGUGGCAUUGGCCAUAUUGGCUAUUGCUAAUAUCGUUUCUGCAGACCCUUAUAUAUAUGCUUCUCCACCACCACCAACUUACGAGUACAAGUCUCCACCCCCUCCUUCUCCCUCUCCACCACCGCCAUAUGAGUACAAGUCACCACCACCUCCGUCACCCUCUCCACCACCUCCAUAUGUGUAUAAAUCACCACCACCUCCAUCACCUUCUCCCCCACCACCAUAUGUGUACAAGUCUCCACCACCUCCAUCACCUUCUCCUCCACCACCAUACUACUAUAAAUCACCUCCGCCACCCUCACCCUCACCUCCACCACCUUAUUACUACAAGUCCCCACCACCUCCAUCACCUUCGCCACCACCACCUUACUACUACAAGUCCCCACCACCACCUGAUCCCUCACCACCACCACCAUACUACUACAAGUCUCCACCACCACCCUCACCUUCACCACCUCCACCUUACUACUACAAGUCCCCACCACCACCCUCACCUUCACCACCUCCACCUUAUUACUACAAGUCCCCCCCACCACCUUCUCCUUCACCACCACCACCAUACUACUACAAAUCGCCACCACCACCCUCACCUUCACCACCUCCACCUUAUUACUACAAGUCUCCCCCACCACCUUCACCAUCACCUCCACCACCAUACUACUACUCUUCCCCACCACCACCCAAGAAAUCACCUCCUCCACCAUACUAUUAUUCCUCUCCUCCACCACCCAAGAAAUCACCUCCACCCCCAUACUACUACAGUUCUCCACCACCACCAGUUAAGUCUCCUCCUCCACCAUACUACUACUCCUCCCCUCCACCACCAGUUAAGUCACCUCCUCCACCAUACUACUACACUUCCCCUCCACCACCUACUCCUUACUACCCUCCUCCUCAUCCCUUGAUCGUUAGGGUUGUUGGAAAAGUCUACUGCUACAGAUGCUAUGAUUGGAAAUACCCAAAGAAGUCCCAUGACAAGAAGCACCUCAAAGGUGCUGUUGUCGAGGUGACAUGCAAGGUUGGUGACAAGGAAAUCAAGAGCUAUGGUACCACUAAGAUCAAUGGCAAGGUUGCCAUCACUGUUGAAGGAUUUGAUUAUGCCAAAUAUGGAGCAGAUGCAUGCAAGGCUAAACUCCACGAGGCACCAAAGGGAUCAAAAUGUAACAUUCCCACAAAUCUUCAUUGGGGCAUGAAGGGUGCUAGCCUCAAAGUGAAGUCAAAGAAUAAAUACGAAGUUGUACUCUCUGCAAAACCAUUUGCUUAUGCUCCAAAAACACCAUAUGAAGAAUGCAUGAAGCCUAAGCCAACUCCAGCUCCUUACUACUACAAAUCUCCUCCACCUCCAUCACCAACAUACGUAUACAAAUCUCCACCUCCUCCAUCACCAAAAUACGUAUACAAGUCACCACCUCCUCCAUCACCGGAGUACGUCUACAAGUCUCCACCACCUCCAUCACCAAAGUACGUCUACAAGUCCCCACCUCCUCCAUCACCGAAGUAUGUGUACAAGUCCCCACCUCCUCCAUCACCCAAAUACGUGUAUAAAUCACCACCACCUCCAUCACCCACGUACGUAUACAAGUCCCCACCACCUCCUCCAUCACCGAAGUACGUGUACAAGUCCCCACCUCCUCCAUCACCCAAAUACGUGUAUAAAUCACCACCACCUCCAUCACCCAAGUACGUAUACAAGUCACCACCACCUCCUCCAUCACCCAAGUACGUGUACAAGUCCCCACCUCCUCCAUCACCCAAAUACGUGUAUAAAUCACCACCACCUCCAUCACCCAAAUACGUAUACAAGUCCCCACCACCUCCUCCAUCACCGAAGUACGUGUACAAGUCCCCACCUCCUCCAUCACCCAAAUACGUGUAUAAAUCACCACCACCUCCAUCACCCAAGUAUGUAUACAAGUCCCCACCACCUCCUCCAUCACCGAAGUACGUGUACAAGUCCCCACCUCCUCCAUCACCGAAGUACGUGUACAAAUCCCCACCUCCUCCAUCACCCAAAUACGUGUAUAAAUCCCCACCACCGCCAUCACCCAAGUACGUAUACAAGUCCCCACCUCCUCCAUCACCGAAGUACGUGUACAAAUCACCACCACCACCACCUUACUAUUACAAGUCUCCUCCACCACCAUCGCCAUCUCCACCUCCACCAUACUACUACAAGUCUCCACCACCACCAUCGCCAUCUCCACCUCCACCAUACUAUUACAAGUCUCCUCCACCACCAUCGCCAUCUCCACCUCCACCAUACUACUACAAGUCUCCACCACCACCAUCGCCAUCUCCACCUCCACCAUACUAUUACAAGUCUCCACCACCACCAUCGCCAUCUCCACCUCCACCAUACUAUUACAAGUCUCCUCCACCACCAUCUCCAUCACCCCCACCUCCAUACUACUACAAGUCUCCUCCACCACCAUCACCAUCUCCUCCUCCACCAUACUACUACAAGUCUCCACCACCACCGGAUCCAUCUCCUCCACCACCAUACUACUACAAGUCUCCUCCCCCACCAUCACCAUCUUCUCCUCCACCAUACUACUACAAGUCACCACCACCUCCAUCACCCUCACCCCCACCUCCAUACUAUUACAAGAGUCCUCCACCACCAUCGCCAUCUCCUCCUCCACCAUACUACUACAAGUCUCCGCCACCACCAUCUCCAUCUCCUCCACCACCAUACUAUUACAAGUCUCCGCCACCACCAUCCCCAUCUCCUCCUCCACCAUACUACUACAAGUCCCCUCCUCCACCAUCUCCAUCACCCCCACCUCAAUACUACUACAAGUCUCCUCCACCACCAUCGCCAUCUCCUCCUCCACCAUACUACUACAAGUCCCCUCCCCCACCAUCACCAUCGCCCCCACCUCCAUACUACUACAAGUCACCACCUCCACCAUCUCCAUCACCUCCACCUCCAUACUACUACAAGUCUCCUCCACCACCAUCACCGUCUCCUCCUCCACCAUACUACUACAAAUCACCACCACCCCCAUCACCAUCACCCCCACCUCCCUACUACUACAAAUCUCCACCACCACCAUCACCAUCUCCCCCACCUCCUUACUACUACCAUUCUCCACCUCCACCUGUGAAGUCUCCUCCUCCUCCAUACUACUACAGCUCACCUCCCCCACCCGUAAAAUCACCUCCCCCUCCAGUAUACAUCUACGGUUCUCCACCACCACCAGUCCACUACUAAGCAGUUUGAAAAGCUUGGCCGUUUUCCACAACCACUCAAAUUUCAGUUUAAGUCACAAAAUAAGUGAUGGCUUCUUGAGGAGAAGAUUCAGAGAUCCAUUGUCAAAAGCAAUUAAUUUAAUCAAUAAGGUGUUCAACUUUGCAAUUGAAAGGUUGAUUCCUAGCGACUUGGACCACUUUGCUUCUACUUCUCUGGUGGCCUUCUUACACAUUGUUCUCUUUGUGUCUUCACGUGGAAGCGGCUUCAACAGCUUUCUAUUUUAUUAAGAAAAUAGUAAUUAUUUAGUGGAUUUGGAGGUGUAUUUGAGUUUUCAUGUUUGCUUCUUUAUAGUAAUUUAUUAUUGUAUAGGGGUAUAUCUUUGAUUCGUUUGCUGUUAAUUAUUGUUGGCUGUCUCCUAGUGCCUACUUGUGCAUUGUGCACCAAAUCAAUAAAGAGAUGAAUUUCGUUCA
Messenger RNA from Lycium ferocissimum, 3848 nucleotides. RefSeq names its product extensin-2-like. The record is from RefSeq and is a predicted model, not a curated record. Gene Ontology annotation, biological process: plant-type cell wall organization. Lineage: Eukaryota; Viridiplantae; Streptophyta; Magnoliopsida; Solanales; Solanaceae. The transcript has 3 exons. The coding region runs from base 133 to 3399 and encodes 1088 amino acids. Gene Ontology annotation, molecular function: structural constituent of cell wall.